GCGGCGGCGGCGGCUUCCCGAAGUCCGGGCGUUUGGCGGAGUGGCACACAGCCGGAGCACUCUCCCGCCAGUCGGUAUUGUGGGGUGACUGCGACCAUGGCGGAGUCGGCGCCUGCUCGGCACAGGAGGAAACGGCGUUCCACACCAUUAGCUCCCACCACACAACCUUCACAAACAACAGAGAAAAACCCAUAUUUUCAGACCACAGAAAUCUCACUUUGGACAGUGGUGGCCGCUAUUCAGGCUGUGGAGAAGAAGAUGGAAUCCCAGGCUGCCCGGCUACAGAGUCUUGAGGGACGAGCAGGGACAGCCGAGAAGAAGCUGGCUGACUUUGAGAAGACAGCUGUAGAGUUCAGCAACCAGCUGGAGGGCAAGUGGGCCGUGUUGGGAACCCUGCUGCAGGAGUACGGGCUGCUGCAGCGGCGGCUGGAGAACGUGGAGAACCUGCUUCGCAACAGGAACUUCUGGGUCCUGCGGCUUCCCCCAGGCAGCAAAGGGGAGACCCCCAAGGUGUCCGAAUCCCUUGAGAAUGAUGAGGUCUGUUUCUCGGAACAGGAGUGGGAGAACCUGGAGGACUGGCAGAAGGAGCUCUACAGGAAUGUCAUGGAGAGCAACUAUGAGACUCUGGUCUCUCUGAAGGUCCUUGGCCAGCCAGAAGAAGAAGUGGAAUUGGGUGCAGAGAUGGUGGGUGACUUGGUAGAAGAAGGUACCCAUCUGGCAGAUAGGGCCAUGGUUAAACAGGAGGUGCUGUACAAGCAGGAGGACCCUGCAGGUCUGCCCAGCAUGUUUUCCAGUGCUGCUGAGCAGCAGGCUUUCUUUGGCAUGGAGCAGGCUGUGUUCUGGAAUAGUCCAGGAGAUUCUGCCCUCUUGGAAUCAGGCCCUGGGGACUCUAACCCUGAGUCAGUUGAGGGCAGUAGAAACCCUGCCCCUGGUAGAAAAGUGGACUGCCCCCGAAAACAGAAGGCUCAGAGGCAGGUACAAUUGGGUCAGGAGUGCGGACAGAGCCUGAAGGUGAAAAGGGACAGCAGCCCAUACAAGUGUUCUGAAUGCCAGAUCAGCUUCCGCUACAAGCAGCAGCUGACUGCACAUAUGCAGAGCCACGUGGGCAGAGAGUCUUACUCGGCCACAGAACCAGAGGAGAGCCUUAGGCCCAGGCCACGACUGAAACCACAGGCCAAAAAGUCGAAGCUGCAUCAGUGUGAUGUGUGCCACAGGAGCUUCAGCUGCAAAGUCAGCCUGGCGACCCACCAGCGCUGCCACCAGCAGGGGGGCGCCAGCGCCAGCCCUCAUAUCCAGGAGAGAUUCUCACCUAACAGCUUAGUCGCUCUGCCUGGCCACAUCCCGUGGAGGAAAAGUCGGAGUUCUCUCAUCUGUGGGUACUGUGGCAAGAGUUUCAGCCACCCGUCUGACCUGGUGCGGCACCAGCGCAUCCACACUGGCGAGCGGCCCUACAGCUGCCCCGAGUGUGAAAAGAGCUUUGUCCAGAAGCAGCACCUGCUGCAGCACCAGAAAAUUCACCAGCGGGAGCGGGGUGGGCUGGCUUCAGAGAAUGGAAGGCCCAAUGGCCUGCUUUAAGGUUGCCAGCCCCUCACCGUCUGGGGGUGGAGGGGGGUGGCGUGAGACCCCCGCAGAGAUACUACAAAGUUAGGCUGACUUCUUCCUGAGGAAAAUUGUUUCUUCUUUGCCCCCCUUGGCUAAGCACAAAGGCUAGUCUGAGACACAGGAGAGAUCUGUGCCCCAGCCUCUGCCAUCUUGGCCCUGCUACUGGGUUUACUGUUUCUUUAGCCUUUCAGGUCCUUGGUUUUCUCCUUUCUGGUGCACUGUCACACCACAGGAACUGGGGACCAGUUCCAGGGCCCACCCUAGCAUUUCACACGUCUUCCCACAGUUGAAUGGGGCCACAGAGGUAUGUGGAGAGUUCCGGGAAGUACCUCUACUUCCCUUCCUUUUUUAGCCUCCUUGUUAAAAACUAGUAUAAAUAAUUUAAACGAACUGCUUAGGUUGUUCUAAAGACCUCUUUUUGGAGUUAGAUUCUUGUUGAUUUUUUUAAAAUAUAGCUCAAAACUUGUUUUAUAAAUUUCAAGAGUUGUAGACAUUGUUCCUAACAUGGGAACUGAGCCUACCCUCCAGGAGGGUUAGUUUAUGGGCUCCUUUAGCCCACCCACACUUAAAAUAGGCCAGAGAGCCAAGACACUGCUGGGCUCCCUUGGUGGGUUGCAGAGUGCACUCAGAUGGGGCUAGGAGAAGCCCCUGAAGCCCCUGCUGGGAGUAAAGACUUCUUUGAAGAAGCUGAGAGCUCAGUUCUGGGAGUUUGGUGUCUCAUACUCUACCCCUUUUUGCCCCUGGCUUUGCUGUGUUUCUGCAGUUCUGGGGGCAGGAGUAGAAGGCAGAGCUGGGUUCCUAUACCAGGUGUCACUUAAGGUUCAGAUUAGACCUCCAGUGUCUUUCCCAGAAAUGGAGAAAACGCACAGACGCUUGUCUCAGGAGUGUUGAGUACCUGCCCCACUGUCAUUUCGGGAGGGGGGUGAGAGUGGGUUCCUUGGUCACAUGUGAAUGUAUCCUUGGAUGUUUUACUAUGUCUGGAAUAAAUCUUGUUACUUGUAUUUAAAAAAAAAAUCACAUGGGAUGUUUUCUGUUUAUCGAGACUUGUCACCAGGAGUCAAAUGAGGAGAGGUUCCUCACCAGGAAACCUAGCCUGACCCUAUGAUCAUCAUGCCUCAGAGCUCAGACACUGGACCAGGGAUACUGUUGCUGCUACAGUUUUACACUUCAAUGUCAAGGUUAGGUUCUGUUUCCCUGUCCCCAGAAGUACUUGCUAGGAGCUUGAAGGUAGUACAGCUCAGACUCCAUCCUACACCUCUGGGUUGAGACAUUUUUGUUGUGUUUCUGUUUUUCAAGACAGUGUAGCCCUGGCUAUUCUGGUACCCUCUCUGUACAACAGGGUGUCCUCAAACUCAGAUCUGCCUUCUGCUUCCGCCUCCCAAGUACUGGAAUUAAAGGUGUCUACUAACACUGCCUGACGGAAUUUACAUUAAAGAAUAUUUUUGUUCUUUGAGGUGGGGUUUCAUAUGGCCCAAGUUGGCUCUGAACUUGCUGUGAGGCUGAAGCCGUGCUUGAACUCCUGAUCUUCCCAUCACCGUUUCUCAAGUACCACCAUGCUGAGCAACAUUUCCUUUUAAUGCCAGCAUACAGCACUUUUAUUGCAAUAGUAAAACUUGAAAUCCAUAUGUUACAGGGGGUAGGGACAAAAGCAUACUUUAUCCCACCAAAUCUCACUACACAGGACAGCAGGAGGUGAGAAGAGACGAAGGAAAAGCCAGGAAGUCAAAGUUAGCAGAGAGCUAAGCUUCAGAACCCAAGAGAUGCUGUAGGUAUGAUGGUCAGUGUCAUCUUCUCAGAGAUGGCUGAGUGUGCAUUGGGUAGAACGUCUACUAACAACACCUAAAUAAUGCCUUCAGUUUAAAAUUUUUGUUAAAAGUACUGAAAGUUUAGGAAGUGGAGCUUGGAUAGUUAGAAAAUUACAAAACUCGUGAAAAUUCCAUUAGAAAUACAAUAGGAUUUUUGUUUAUUUGUUUUUUGGGACAGGGUUUCA
This is a messenger RNA of Microtus ochrogaster (prairie vole), 3592 nucleotides long. RefSeq names its product zinc finger protein 212 (gene Znf212). Gene Ontology annotation, molecular function: RNA polymerase II cis-regulatory region sequence-specific DNA binding; DNA-binding transcription factor activity, RNA polymerase II-specific. The record is from RefSeq and is a predicted model, not a curated record. Gene Ontology annotation, biological process: regulation of transcription by RNA polymerase II. Lineage: Eukaryota; Metazoa; Chordata; Mammalia; Rodentia; Cricetidae.